Nerophis lumbriciformis (worm pipefish) is the source of this 972-nucleotide messenger RNA. Lineage: Eukaryota; Metazoa; Chordata; Actinopteri; Syngnathiformes; Syngnathidae. The record is from RefSeq and is a predicted model, not a curated record.
AUGAAGACUCGACCUGCUGGGAUCGGGAAUGUCAAUGCAGAUUGGAUGGGCUCCCUGCCCCCCAAACUCUGUGUCAUGCCCCUUAAACAUCUUGCGAUUCCAGGGUCCCAUGACUCGUUCACCUAUUGGGUAGAUGUACAUGCUCCUGUAGGUCCUGAUCAAAAGGUCUAUGUCAAAUACUUGGCCACCAUGUUUAGCGUUUUAGCCAAGAAGGUCAUGGUGAAGUGGUCCAUGACCCAGAACCUGACUUUUAAGGAGCAACUGGAUGCAGGCAUUCGCUACUUUGACCUCAGGGUUUCGUCCAAACCAGGCGAGCCGGGGCUGGAGAUAUUCUUUAUCCAUGGGCUGUUUGGACACAAGGUGAGGGACGGGCUCCGAGAAAUCAACGCCUUCUUGUGUGAGCACAGGACAGAGGUCAUCUUCCUGGAUUUUAAUCACUACUACAAGAUGAGCUCACAACACCACGAAUACCUCAUCAAGAUGCUUCAAGAAGUAUUCGGCAAUAAGCUCUGUAAAAACUGUGACGUGGAGACCAUCACUCUGGACUACCUCUGGAAAAGCAAAUACCAGGUGAUAGUUUUCUACCAUCAUCCAUCAGGUGAAGGCGUCCCUGCCAUGUGGCCUGGCAGCAAGAUCCCCGCACCAUGGGCAAACACCACUGAACCCGGCAAGCUCAUCCAGUUUCUGGAAACCACACUGAAGCAAAGAGCCAAGAAGGGUUCGUUCCACGUGUCCCAAGCCAUCCUCACACCUCGGGUCAACACUGUGGCAAGAGGACUGGUUUGGGGGCUACGGAAUUAUUUGGUGGAAAGAAAUCUCCCAGCCAUCAUGUCCUGGGUGGAGGUCCAGAAGCCCGGAUUGGAUGGCGUCAACAUUAUCACUUCUGACUUUGUGGAACUCACUGACUUUGCCAACAUUGUCAUCAGACUCAACAACUCGUUGUUGUCUCAACACGAACGUAAAGACAGAUGA